UUCAGCUAUAUCAGUGUUAGCCGUUUGCAAGCUUGAGAACACGUCUAUUCAUCUUCUUGCAUAGUUCCUUGWAUUCACAUUCAACUCUCUGUAUCAAAAGUGCUAGAGACAGCGAAGGGCUUGCCUCUUGUCACAGUUAACAGAAUUUCAACAAAUAAUCCCAAGUGGAGCUAAAAGUUAUCGUAAUGGCUGAACCGGACGACCAGCACAUUAAAAGACCCAUGAAUGCUUUCAUGGUGUGGUCUAGAACAGAAAGACGUAAGCUUGCUCUCAAGUACCCCAACAUGCUAAAUUGUGAGAUAAGUAAACUCCUUGGCGCCGAGUGGAGUCGUCUSAGUGAGGAAGARAAGAGGCCCUAUGUGAUGGAGGCUAAGCAUCUACGGUCUGUGCACAACCAAAAGUACCCAGACUACUCGUACAAACCAAGGAGAAGAAAAACAAAGUCUUCAAGAGCCAAAGAGCCUUACUCAACGUUUGGGUAUGGAACCACAGAGGCAAUAACACCAGGYUAUUCCAUACCGAUGCAUCACUACCUUAGCCCUCAUAUACCACCGCCUUACACUGAUACUUUCAUCAUGCCGAUCGGUUCACCUCCAGUGUCUACAGCAUCAAUGAGUAAGAGAUCUACAUACCUACCUGGAAGCUUCUCCUUACCAUCACAGAGUCUCCCUGACUACCAUAGGUCACUGGCYCUCAUGCCACCUAGCCCUAGCUACCAGCAAAGUAGCGUCGUGGAAAGAAAUGUUGAGAAACCGCCAAUGUAUUCUCUUCCMAACCCUUAUUGCAAGUCAGCACUGUACGCGAGCCAGUACCCAGGAAGCACUCGAUGAACAACCAUUGGAUUAUGAAGAAUAAAGGUUCUUUUCUAGACAUUCUUUGAAGAUAUCAACGAUAGAAUUAAGGCACCUCAAUUAGAGGGAAUUGAAUCAAUUGUAGUGGAUAUCUUGAUACACAAUUUAUCUUUUCUUUCUAUAAUGGACAUGUAUUCACUAGCACAGAUGUAACAGUACUUAUACGUAAUAGGGUAAGCACGAAAUGUUGUAAAUACACCGUCAAACCUAGGAAYCUAACGCCAAGGUUAUCGCACAAGUUGAUUCGUUCACUCUACAAAAAAAGCCGUUAGUCUAACUAAAAAUUGUCAUUCGAACAAUGUAACAACCUGAAGGCCAAUAAAUACAAUUGUAACUUUG
Molecule: messenger RNA, 1190 nt
Organism: Exaiptasia diaphana
Lineage: Eukaryota; Metazoa; Cnidaria; Anthozoa; Actiniaria; Aiptasiidae
Product: transcription factor sox-2
Exons: 1
Coding region: 186-830 (214 amino acids)
Biological process (GO): cell differentiation; anatomical structure morphogenesis; regulation of DNA-templated transcription
Molecular function (GO): DNA-binding transcription factor activity, RNA polymerase II-specific; RNA polymerase II cis-regulatory region sequence-specific DNA binding
Source: RefSeq, a predicted model, not a curated record